UGUAUAGGAACAUACCUAUAAACUUGGUCUCAACGGGUCUCCAACCGCUGCAAGAGGCAAAGAACAACCUUUCUAGUUGGUUGGCUGCAAUUUAAAGGUUAUUGAAGGUGCUGCUAGUGACAAUAGCCAGAACAUAAAUCUAAGUUACGAUGAAGUCCACCUGCCUGUUCAUUCUGGCAUCUCUGGCAGUCUGCAACCUGACGUUGGCUCGAGGACAGAGCAUCCCCGCUGAGGAGAAGACUGGGGACCCGCAGAUAGACGAUAUCAUCCUACAGAGAGCCGAGAGCCUCCUGCUCAGCUCCAUUCUAAAAAUGAUAGAGGAUGAGGAUGGCGUGAAUGAGGCAUUGUCCUCUCCGCCAGAGUGGCUAGUGAAGCGGCAACACCCUGGUAAGAGGUACCAGGAGGAGCUGGAGAAAAGGCAACACCCUGGUAAACGAGAGGAGGCCGAGGACGAAGACUAUGGGGAGGUCCAGAAAAGACAGCACCCGGGAAAACGCGAAGACGAAAUUGACUCUUUUGUGGAGCUUCAGAAAAGGCAGCAUCCAGGCAAACGCUCAAUGCUGGAGCAGAUUACAGAGAACUCCGCAUUUCUAAGUGAACUCUCCAAACGUCAGCACCCGGGCAAGCGCUACCUGAUGAUGUACAGCAAGCGCCAGCAUCCCGGCAAGCGAGAUGUGGACGACGAGUCAGACGCAGGGGACCUCCAGGAGUUGGAGAAGCGCCAACACCCCGGCAAACGUUACUGGGAUAACAUGAGCCCGGAUUUGGGCGCCAACAAUCCCUGUGACGUGCUGGACCCUGGCUGCAGAAAGGCCAACCUAUUACUCGAGCUAUUAGACAACGUGACCAAGAGUCGCGCGGAGGAGAAGAGACAGCACCCGGGCAAAAGGUCUGCACCUGAGGAGGAUUUGACUGAACAGGAGUGACGAGUGGGCUGGUGCUUGAGAAAUACUGUGUUGUAAAAAAUUCAACGUGUAAAUUGAUACAAGUAAUCAUUUCAAAUGGUUUAUUAUGAAUAUAAUGUGGACCCCUCUGCCAUGGGUAGUCUAUCGUUUCUUUGGCAAGUUGCUUUUAUGACGAAUAUCCAGAAAACGUAUACUGAGAAACGUUUAAAUUAUAUAUUAUUUUUUGGGGAAGCUUGUGUGUAAUUAAACACACUUGGAUUGUCAGAAUCAGUAACGCUCAUAGGGAUUUCAAGUUAGUUAAUAGCUGUGUUGUUUGCUGGACCAAUAUUUUUUUUCAUGAGAUGCUCAGAAAUGUAUUCGUUUUUCAGAUUAAGCCUAUGAGGCGAAGAAAAAAAGAA
Coregonus clupeaformis (lake whitefish) is the source of this 1303-nucleotide messenger RNA. RefSeq names its product thyrotropin-releasing hormone (gene trh). Gene Ontology annotation, cellular component: extracellular region. Gene Ontology annotation, biological process: hormone-mediated signaling pathway. NCBI's taxonomy places the organism in Eukaryota, Metazoa, Chordata, Actinopteri, Salmoniformes, Salmonidae. The transcript has 3 exons. Gene Ontology annotation, molecular function: thyrotropin-releasing hormone activity. The record is from RefSeq and is a predicted model, not a curated record. Bases 150 to 926 code for a protein of 258 amino acids.